Annulohypoxylon truncatum is the source of this 3149-nucleotide messenger RNA. RefSeq names its product WD40 repeat-like protein. Gene Ontology annotation, cellular component: SCF ubiquitin ligase complex; nucleus; cytoplasm. Gene Ontology annotation, biological process: proteolysis; protein polyubiquitination; regulation of proteasomal protein catabolic process. The coding region runs from base 472 to 2496 and encodes 674 amino acids. NCBI's taxonomy places the organism in Eukaryota, Fungi, Ascomycota, Sordariomycetes, Xylariales, Hypoxylaceae. The record is from RefSeq and is a predicted model, not a curated record. The transcript is spliced from 2 exons. Gene Ontology annotation, molecular function: protein binding; ubiquitin-like ligase-substrate adaptor activity.
CCUUGCUUUAUUGUGUAGAAUCCCGGGUAGCAGGUACGUUGACAUUUAAGGUAACUUCCCACACCAAUUAAACAGCGGGUGCUGGCAUUUGAACAUUUCGCCGACCAGCCACAAAAAAGAUUAUCGACUUGCAAUAGUUACUCCUACAACCUUGGACGUUAGGAACUAUACAGCUUACAUUCUUUCGCCAUACCGGCGCAUUGUUUACUUCACAUCCUGUCCGUUCAUUGAACCUCCCUCAUUCAUUUCCACUCCGACGUUAGAUCUAUAUUAUUAUUAUUUCUCAUUUGCGUUUAUUAUUAUUUUAUUCUUUAUUUCGUUAUUCCUUCCCCGUAUUUAUCGUUCGCUUCUAGCCGAUCACGUAAACAGUUGAGACCGAAACACGAUCUAAGAAGAAAAAAAAUCUUACUCCAGCCAGUCGAUCAUAAGCACAGCUUACCUUCGAACUACGAAAUCUCUUUGGCCAUUGCCAUGGUCACGUCCACCUCCGACGGUCCUCUUCCAACUGGGCCUCUACCCACCAUGUUCCACGGACCCUCAACAUCAUCGAACGCAAGUUCAUACUCACAUGACACCGGCAUGGAACCCGGUGAUCAACACGACGCUACUAGAUUGUCAGCUACGAACCCGUUCCGAAGAGCUCGUCAUGGGAGCACCUCUGGCGAUUCCCUCAAGGGCAGGAUCCGGCGUGCAUCGCUAUCUCUCAAAGGUAUCGUUCUCCGUGAACGCCGAGGAUCAGAGUCCGCUGCCGAUAACAACGAAUUACGCCCUACCACCGCACAUUCCACCUGGCAUAAGUUACGACAAGCAGCCAGCUUCCGGCACACACGAACUUCGUAUGGUGGUCACGGUACCUUAGAGACCAUCUACUCCCCCCUACAAGCCGAAUUUCCUAGUCUUCCUGUGCCCGGCAAUGGUCUCGAGCCUCCCAUCAUCCCCUGGCACACGGGUGCCGCAGCCAAAGCUGCUGCUGUAUUACAGAACGAAUCGCUGAGUCACGCACGCCAUUACCAUGAAUUAGUAUCUCUUGCCGAAUCUCAGAACGAUCGCGAAAGUGGGAUCGGAAUCACAUUUACCAUGUCUACAUCUCAAAUCAACGAGCCCGCGGAAGAGAGUGCGCCUAUAAUCAGAAAAGAUUUUAUAGUUGAGCUGCCCUGCGAGCUUGCUGUACAGAUUCUCUCUUACUUGGAUGCUGCUCAGCUAGCAACGGCUAGUAGAGUAUCUAAAAUUUGGCACGGUAUGAUCCAGGACCAACACGUCUGGCGUCUAUCUUUCCUCAGGGAGAAGACGAAUACCUAUGCUACCAGCCUACCAGUCCAACCCGGAACUGGUGCUGGUGUGCCUUCGAUUCGCCCCGGAAAUGAUUGGCAAAAGAUCUACAAGGCGCGACAGGAGCUAGAGAAGCGGUGGAAGUUGGGGAAGCAGGCUCGCGCUAUCUUCCUUUAUGGCCAUACGGAUAGUGUUUAUUGCCAGCAAUUCGACGAGAACAAGAUUAUCACUGGUUCUCGAGACAAGACUAUUCGAAUUUGGGAUAUGCACACUCUGCAAUGUCGUCUCAUCAUUGGACCGCCGCGAGCUGUCAAUGAUACUUCGAUCCUAUUCGACCAAACUGGCCAUCCUACGCACUACGCCUUAUGUCCUGACAAUCAACAAGUAACUGCAUCAGUACCCGUCACCGUCUCAUUCCCGAUCCACCACAGCGCAUCCAUCCUCUGCCUUCAGUACGAUGACGAUAUCUUGGUAACCGGCUCUUCGGAUUCCACCUGCAUCAUUUACAAUGUACGCGCUGGCUAUCGUCCUGUUCGACGCCUCCAGUUUCACACGGCCGCUGUUCUUGAUCUGGCAUUCGACGACAAGCAUAUCGUGACAUGCUCCAAGGACUGUAGUAUCUGUGUGUGGGACCGAUCCACUGGUGCUCUAAUUAAACAGCUGAAUGGCCACACCGGCCCCGUGAAUGCGGUGCAGCUACGGGGAAAUACUCUCGUGUCCUGCUCUGGGGAUUUUACCGUGAAGCUUUGGAACAUCGACAGCGGUAGGGUGAUCCGCGAACUCGCGGGUCAUACUAAGGGUCUUGCCUGCAGUCAAUUUUCUGAAGAUGGUCGAUAUGUUGCUUCCGCCGGAAGCGACAAAGUUAUUCGCAUUUGGGAUGCCAACACAGGCGAAUGCCUUCGAGAGAUACAGGCACAUGAGAGCCUUGUCCGCAGUUUGCACAUUGACAGUAUUAGUGGCCGUCUCGUUAGCGGUAGUUAUGAUACCGAUAUCAAGGUUUUUGAUAUGGAGACUGGUCAACAACACCUCGAUUUCCCCGGUUGGCAUACUAGUUGGGUACUCAGCGCCAAAUGCGACUACAGGCGGAUCGUCAGCACCGGACAGGAUGCUAAAAUUCUUAUUAUGGACUUUGGUGCCGAUGUUCCAGAUAUCAGGAUGCUCGAGAGCGCUCGAAAGCCUGAAAUUGGAUCUGAAAUCCGCGACGCUGGUUACGCUAGUUUCAUAUGAGAAGAUGAGACUGUUUUAAGGCUGGGUGGAGAUAAUAUGUAAUCACGAUCAGACGUUUGAAGCAUCGCUUUACCAAAAGUCGUCCUGCACAAUUUUGGCAGUUGAACGGCGACGAAUUGAUCUUACGAAUUUCCUUUCGAUGACACUUUCCCCCUAGAUCGGUGGAGUUUCGGGAGGGUUCUCCUUUUGUGGUAUGGAACACGGACGAAGCAAGGAGAUAUUCACUUCUACACUUUUCUUUUGUGCAUCGAGAAGCAUAGCCUGGCGUCUUUACACUCCUCACGGGAUAGCGGAGAGACGGUCGUAUUGUAACUUUGCACACUUUUAUCAUUUGAUCCGGCUAGAUCCUACAUUAUUUGAGGCAAGGAAAACAAAAAGAGGAAGGCCUAGAUCAGGAGUUCGGAUUUGCUGCUUGCAAUCUUGGUAUUAGAGGCAUUAAGAUUAUUUUCUAGCCCUCAUUAUCUUUUCAGCGGCUCUAUUUUCCUAAUUGCACACUUGGUGCGCCGCAUAUAGAUCUCAGAUGCAUUACGGAUCUCGAGUACAUAAUGAAAAAAUAUUUAACACGAUUAAAAACCAAUCCUCAUUUAUGAUCUACUGAUAGGUUUAGUAGAUAGUAAGCCUAAUCAUUGAUAAUAAUAUUAACUUCCACAUCC